ACUCAUCAGUAUCUUCUCUUUUGAGAUAUGAAGAAGCUUAAUCAUUUUAGUCAUCCCCAUCCUUUGGUGCUCGUGGAAGAUCAGGAGAUGGAUUCGAUUAGUAUAAUUUAUUACUGCUCAGCAUGUCAGGAGCGAGUAGAGGGUUCCAGCUACAACUGCUCAGAGUGUGACUUUUGUCUUCAUAAGUCUUGUGCUGAGCUACCAAGGGAGAUCAAUCAUCCCUCUCACCUCAACCAUUCACUCAUCCUUUAUGAGAAGCGGCAGUUACGCCCCGUUGACGAUUCUUGGUUUUGCGAUUCUUGUAGAAAAAGAUAUAAACCAGGUGAGAAAUUAUUUGUUUAUCGUUGUUCUUCUUGUGAUUUUGACCUUGACAUUGAAUGUGCUUUGAUUCCAAACUUGAUUACUCGAGAUUUACCGAAGUCUCAACAUUUUAGCCAUCAACAUUCACUCUUCUUCAUUAAAAACCACCAUAUUGAACCCAAAGAUCGAUCUUGCUAUGCAUGUGAAGAGCAAAUAUCAGGUCCUUUUUAUGGUUGUUUUAGUUGCCUUUUUUUCCUUCAUGAGAAAUGUUUUGAGUUACCCCCAGAGAUCAAACACCUCAGCCACCACAAACACUCUCUCACUCUUUUAGCCAAUCCUCCAUCUCAUUAUGAGAAAUGUUGUUGCCGGUUAUGCAGCAAACCUUGCAAGGGAUUUAUUUAUUACUGUUCUCCUUGUGAGUUUGGCUUUAAACCAAAGUAUGCUUUCUCUGAUGAUGUGAUCGAAAGUAAGAAUCAUGAGCAUCCAUUCACCCUUUUAUCAAGACCAAUUUCUUUCAUUUGCGAUGCUUGUGGUAGUGAUGGCGACUACUGCAUUCCUUAUGUAUGCAUUGCCUGUAAUCUUUUUGUUCAUAAGGAAUGCAUUUCACUCCUACGGAAAAUCUUGAUAACAAGGCAUGAUCAUCCAGUUUCCCAUAUUUAUUUCCUUGAAGAAAAAGAAGUCAAUGAGACGAGUUGCAAAAUUUGUCAUGAUGAAAUCAAGACAGAGCAUGGAUGUUAUCAUUGUCGAGAUUGUGAUUACUUUGCUCAUGUGAAUUGUGCGAUGGACAAAGAUAUUUUCAUUCGAGAGUAUGAGGUGACAGAUGAAAAUCAAAGUCUCAAUGAAAAAAACUUGGGGUGGUUAUCUGGUGAGCCUUCUAUUACUCAUGUUCUCAAGAAAAGGAAAAUUGGAGAGGAAGUAAUAGCCAUAGAGAUUAAGCACUUCAAUCAUCGACACGAAUUAAUACUUUGUGAUGAUGUUAAAGAUGAAAAAUGUUGUGACGGCUGCAUGCGGUCCAUCUCAACUUCAUUUUACUAUUGUAAUAAAUGCAAUUACAUCCUUCACAAGCGUUGUGCUGAGUUACCAAGAAAGACACGGCAUUGGGCUUUCAAGGACACCUUCACUCUUAUGCCUUUCAUAAAUGCCAAAUGUCAGUUAUGUUGUUUUACUGUUAGUGGCCUUACCUACCACAAUGAUGUAAGUGGUUGGGAAUAUUGCAUUCUAUGUUUUAUAGUUCCAGACACCAUCACUCAGGGACAUGAGCAUCCGGUCUUCUUUGAUCAUAAAUUUACAUUCAAAUGUAGUAUUUGUGUUGAUGGUCACGAGAAAAGAGGGGCCUUUAUAUGCAAACGAAGGGAAUGCCAUCAUUUCACCUUGAAUUAUACAAGUCUUGUGUUGCCGAUUACAGCCUGGUGUAAGUAUGAUGAUCAUCCUUUGGUUCUCACUUACUGCGAUGAUAUUCAUCGUCACUUGGAUCAGUGUGUCUGUGAUAUUUGUGAAGAACCAAGAAAUCCCGAUGAGCGGUUUUAUUAUUGUAAAAUCUGUGAUAAUUCUGCUCAUUUCUUAUGUGUUCUUGGGAAGUACCCAUUCUUAAGGCUUGGAUUGACUACGAAGGAAAAUUGUCAUGAGCACCUUCUCAGUUUUGCAAAGGAGCACUAUUACCAAGACUAUUCGAGAUGCAGUGUUUGUGGCAAGUAUUGUAAAGAGGUGUUCUUGAAAUGUACACAGUCAGGAUGCGAGUAUGCUGUUGACUGGGAAUGUAGAUGACAUCUUGGAAAUUGAUGAGAUGGAGGUAUCAGUUGGUUGCCUAGUAGUACCACCUUCUCAAUCUGCAGGUAACCUAAAGUCCAUGCUUUGUGUUCUAUAUUUGUGUUUUAGUUUCUUUUUCUUUUGAGCUGCAAUGUGUCAUAAAUUUAUAAUGUAGUUUGUUGAAUUGGUGUUUGUAAUACAAUAAUUAAACAUUG
Molecule: messenger RNA, 2261 nt
Organism: Rubroshorea leprosula
Lineage: Eukaryota; Viridiplantae; Streptophyta; Magnoliopsida; Malvales; Dipterocarpaceae
Source: the annotation of a GenBank genome assembly